GAUGCUGGAUCGAAAAAAUUUUGUGUUUGGCAAUCACUAUAAAAACUUGAACACAGGGACAAUCAGCUUUUAAACGUGUUUGGAUCAUCAAAAAGCGUUACAUAUUUGAAUAAUAAUAUUAUUAUUAAAUCAUAUAAUCAGCCAAAAUGAAAUUGUUGUUAGCUGUCGUUGUUGGUGUAGCAUGUGCCGUCACUGUCAACGGUAAUCCAAUGCAUGGUCCAGCCAUGGUCAACACUGGUCACUCGGCUCAAUUCCGAUCACAAGAUAGCUUGGGCAACUAUGCUUUUGGCUAUAAUGAAGAUCAUGCCACUGGUGGUACUUUCCGUCGUGAAACAGGUAGUCCAGGCAUGGCACAUGGUUCGUAUGGUCUUCGAACUAUUGAUGGCCGUGUUCGUGUAGUCAAUUAUGUUGCCGAUGGUCAUGGUUUCCGCGCCAACAUUCAAACCAAUGAACCUGGUGUCGAUCAAGAUCAAGAUCCAGCAUCAGUAUUGAUCAACAAAGCUGCUGCCAUUGUCGCUCCCUAUCUCACCAAGCAAAUUGUACCAGCUGCCGCUCCAAUCGCUAUGCAACACAGCGUUGAAGCACCAGUUUUGGCCAACUAUGAACCAGCUCCAUAUGGUCAUGCAGGUCCAGCUGCCGCAAUCUUGUCCAAAUACGAACCAGCCGCACCACUUGUUGACUCGGCACCAUUAUCGUAUGCCGCACAACCAUAUGCUCAAUCAGCACCAAUCUUAAGUAGCGAUGAUUCCGUUUAUGGCAUGCUUAACAAAGGUGCAUAUACUGCCGAUGGUCCAAUCUAUGAUGCUGCACCAUACGGCCUUCACAAAAAAUGAAUCCAUCAAUGAAAUGGCCAUUUAUUCAAUCUUCAACUUUCCUAUCAACUCAACUUACUGAACAUUGCCCAUUCAUUAUUUGUCACUUGUCACUUUUAUAUUUUCC
Dermatophagoides pteronyssinus (European house dust mite) is the source of this 939-nucleotide messenger RNA. RefSeq lists its product as uncharacterized. Gene Ontology annotation, cellular component: chitin-based extracellular matrix. Gene Ontology annotation, molecular function: structural constituent of chitin-based larval cuticle. The record is from RefSeq and is a predicted model, not a curated record. NCBI's taxonomy places the organism in Eukaryota, Metazoa, Arthropoda, Arachnida, Sarcoptiformes, Pyroglyphidae.